UAUCAUUUUUCUUGUCACUCAUAUAAUUAUUCACUGUGAUCAUCGAUCUCUCCUUAUAUCAUCUCUCUUCUCUACUAGCUAUCCAUUAUUUCAGACAAAACCAAGUUUGGAUUAGUCCUUUUCAUUAAAAACUCACCAAAACUCUUCUCUCAUCUUGCUUCAGUAUAUUAGUAUAUACAUACAUAUUAAGCCUUACUCUAUUUUUUUUCUUUCUCUCCAGUGAAAUUGAUCAGUUUAUAACUGUAAAACUAUAUAAUAUUGUACUAAUUAACUGAUUAAUAAUCAUCGUUAUAGUAUUAUCCAAAAAUUGAGUAAAGAAAAAUGGGAGUCGAAGGUACUCUGGAAUACUUGUCCGAUCUACUAAGCAGUGUGAAGAGCAAGAAGAAGAAGAAGCAAACACAAACUGUAGCCCUAAAAAUAAGGAUGGACUGCGAGGGUUGUGCCCGCAAGGUGAAGAGCGUUCUCUCCGGCGUCAAAGGAGCUAAAUCAGUGGAUGUGGACUUGAAACAGCAAAAGGCGACCGUGACUGGUUACGUGGAUCCGAAGAAAGUGUUGAAGGCAGCUCAGUCGACGAAGAAGAAGGUUGAGCUGUGGCCGUAUGUUCCGUACACUAUGGUGGCCAAUCCUUACGUGUCUCAGGCGUACGACAAGAAGGCCCCGCCCAACAUGGUCAGGCGCGUCCCCAAUACCGCCACCAUCUCUGAGACCACCGUCGACGACUCCUACACCAUCAUGUUCAGUGAUGAAAACCCUAAUUCCUGCUCCAUCAUGUAGAAAUUGAAUAUCAAUAUAAUAUGUAUGUUAUGAUUAUAUAUUGAGUACGCACGUGCAAUAUAUAAUUUGUAACAAUCAAUCAAAUAUAUAUUAGUUAAAUAAAAAAAUCUGUUCAUGAUGAUCAUCAUCAAAAUUCCCUGUAUAUAUAA
Messenger RNA from Humulus lupulus (European hop), 923 nucleotides. RefSeq names its product heavy metal-associated isoprenylated plant protein 24. Gene Ontology annotation, molecular function: metal ion binding. The coding region runs from base 322 to 774 and encodes 150 amino acids. The transcript has 2 exons. The record is from RefSeq and is a predicted model, not a curated record. Lineage: Eukaryota; Viridiplantae; Streptophyta; Magnoliopsida; Rosales; Cannabaceae.